Sinocyclocheilus rhinocerous is the source of this 2867-nucleotide messenger RNA. RefSeq names its product transcription factor 7-like 1-B. Gene Ontology annotation, cellular component: chromatin; beta-catenin-TCF complex. Gene Ontology annotation, biological process: regulation of transcription by RNA polymerase II; generation of neurons; canonical Wnt signaling pathway. Lineage: Eukaryota; Metazoa; Chordata; Actinopteri; Cypriniformes; Cyprinidae. The transcript is spliced from 12 exons. Gene Ontology annotation, molecular function: DNA-binding transcription factor activity, RNA polymerase II-specific; RNA polymerase II cis-regulatory region sequence-specific DNA binding. Bases 727 to 2436 code for a protein of 569 amino acids. The record is from RefSeq and is a predicted model, not a curated record.
GAAUCAAGUCCUGAACAAACUGUUCCUUUAAACUUCUCUGAGUGUGUGUGCUGAAUGGAGUGUCGUUUUUCAGCGCUUAACUCCUCCUCUGCAUUCUGCUCGUCCAGCGCACACACACACACACACACACACACACACACAUUCUGCUGCUUGCGCAUUCCCCAUCAGCAGCUCAACGCACAGGGAAACGGAGCCUCUUCGCGUCCGAACACACCGUCUUCAGUGUUUGUGCUUCAGCUCAUCAAACAUGACGGUUGUAUUUCGCAAUGUGGAAGAAACGAGCAGCUGAUCUGGGGAGGAAUCUGUGUUUUAUGUGACUGAAACCCGUCUUUGGGAUAGAGACUACGGAGGCGCCGCGACCGUUGUUGCAACUUUUGUUGACGGUUGCGCGUUUUAAAGAAAAAGUCGCUCAACUUUUGCGCUCGAUUGUGGAAUGUAGAAUCGGGUGAGAAUACGCCAUUUCGACUUUUUUUUAUUCGUGUUUGGUGAGUUUGUCAGCGGAGGACACAGCGCUUCACGUCUGGAGUUGAGUUUGCAGAGUUUGUGUGCUUUGUGUGAUCGCUUCUUAAAGUAAUCAUGGACAAAUUGGAUUUAAAUUCAUGUGUCAAGGAUUAUUUCUGAAAGCUCCUGUGUGUUUUCCUGCGUUGAGUGGACUGCGCCGUUCUCGUGCACUUCAGAGUCAACACAAACUCUUGAUUUUGUUACCGUUGCAAGACGCUCGUAAACAUGCCACAGCUUAACGGAGGUGGAGGGGAUGAGUUGGGGGCCAACGAUGAAUUGAUCUCAUUCAAAGAUGAGGGCGAACAAGAGGAGAAAAUCUCCGAAAACGUGUCAGCCGAAAGAGAUCUGGACGACGUGAAGUCUUCUCUAGUGAACGAGUCGGAAAAUAACAGCAGUUCAUCCGAUUCUGAGCAAAACGAGAGGCGCCCUCAACCAAGAGCUGUUCUUGAAAGUUAUGAGAAAGCCCGAGAGUAUUUCACUGAAGCUUUGAGAAGACAUCAAGAUGGAGGGUUUUUUAAGAGCCCCCAUUAUCCAGGCUACCCGUUUCUAAUGAUCCCAGAUCUGACCAAUCCUUACUUGUCCAGCGGCGCCUUGUCUCCAAGCGCAAGAACGUAUCUUCAGAUGAAAUGGCCUCUUCUGGACGUUCCAGGCACGGCAGUACUCAGAGACUCACGAUCACCUACUCCAGGACAAUUAUCUAAUAAGGUCCCGGUGGUCCAGCAUGCUCACAUGCACCCCCUGACCCCCCUCAUCACCUACAGCAAUGAACACUUUUCUCCAGGAACUCCACCAGCCCACCUCUCACCGGAGAUCCUGGACCCAAAGACAGGUAUUCCUCGGACCCCUCACCCCUCAGAGCUGUCCCCCUACUACCCCCUUUCCCCUGGGGCCAUGGGGCAGAUCCCUCACCCAUUAGGGUGGCUCGUCCCACAGCAGGGUCAACCCAUGUAUCCCAUCACCGCCGGGGGUUUCCGUCACCCUUACCCAGCUCUUGCCAUGAACGCAUCCAUGUCCAGUUUGGUGUCCAGUCACUUUUCUCCUCAUAUCGUUCCUCAUCAUCAUCACGGCCUUCAUCAGACAGGCAUCCCUCACCCAGCCAUCGUCUCAGUGGCUAUUAAACAAGAGCCCAAUGGAGAACUCAGCCCAGCAGCUAAUACAAAGUCUCCAGUCUCGACUAAGAAGGAGGAGGACAAAAAACCUCACAUAAAGAAGCCCCUAAACGCCUUCAUGCUCUAUAUGAAAGAGAUGAGGGCCAAAGUGGUGGCCGAGUGCACGCUGAAAGAAAGCGCUGCCAUCAACCAGAUCCUCGGCCGCAGGUGGCAUUCUCUAUCACGAGAGGAACAGGCCAAAUACUACGAGCUGGCCAGGAAAGAGAGGCAGCUGCACUCUCAACUCUACCCUGGCUGGUCCGCGCGAGAUAACUAUGGCAAGCGGAAGAAGAGGAAGAGAGAUAAUAAGACAGACUCAACACCAGAGGAUUUCUCGGCACGGAAUAAGAAGCCGUGUGUGCAGUACCUCCCUCGGGAGAAGAUGAUUGACAGCCCGGCCUCCUCUCACGGCAGCAUGCUGGACUCUCCAGCCACGCCCUCCGCAGCCCUGGCCUCGCCCGCCGCUCCCGCCCCCACUCACUCUGAGCAGGCUCAGCCGCUGUCACUCACCACCAAACCCGACCGUCACCAUCACUUCCCUCUGCUCUCCAAACCCUCCUCCUCCUCAUCAUCAUCAUCCUCUUCAGCAUCCUCCUCCUCCUACCAGCCAACCAGUGCCUCAGGCAGACAGUCAACUCCGCCUCUUCUGUCUCGGCCACUCCCCUUGGCUUCCCUGCAUGCCUCGCUCCUGUCUCCGCCCUCCCCGUUCCAUCAGGCCGCUCUUCACUCCCAUCAUGCUUUGUUCCAGUCCCAGCCGCUCUCUUUGGUAACCAAAUCAGUUGACUGACUCUUCAAAAGCAAUUCUCUCUUAAUGUCUUUUACAUAAUGCUGUAUAUUGCUUUUUACCUUUUGGAGAAAUAGAUGUCAGGUUAACUUUUUUGAUAAGUGAAAAGGAAAUAAAUAUUAUUGGUCAAUAUUUGAUCAUCUGCUUUUCUGUGUCUGUAUAAAACAAUGUAUUUUUUGUAAUGUCUACUUUGGAACUGGUUUCUUAUUUGAUGCAUUUAUUCAGUAAACUUGUAUAAAGAAUACGUAUUAAAAACUACUUUUAAAAGACAAGAAGGAACAAAAAAACCUUUAAGCUUGCCUGUAAUUAAUGGUAGUUUUGGAGUUUCAUUCAUAGUACUGGCAAUUUAUUAGACCUCUUUGCAAUGACCCCCUCUACCCCAGUUUUGAAGUGUGUGAACUUGAUAAAUAAAACUUGUAAAUUGUUUCUAAAAA